Betta splendens (Siamese fighting fish) is the source of this 4208-nucleotide messenger RNA. Its product is annotated as claudin-20. Gene Ontology annotation, molecular function: structural molecule activity. Lineage: Eukaryota; Metazoa; Chordata; Actinopteri; Anabantiformes; Osphronemidae. The transcript has a single exon. Gene Ontology annotation, biological process: bicellular tight junction assembly; cell adhesion. The record is from RefSeq and is a predicted model, not a curated record. Gene Ontology annotation, cellular component: plasma membrane; bicellular tight junction. The coding region runs from base 997 to 1725 and encodes 242 amino acids.
GCGCUACCGUUGUUCCUCCCAGGCUCCGCGGAGCUGAGAUGUGCGUUCGCGUGCCGGCGUUGAGGACAUGGACGGCGUGAGCGGGUCCGCGGUCCGGGCUGGAUUCUCCCGCUCGCCCUCUCAACAGCACGCGCCCGUUCACCGUGGGACCGAGUGUUUACAGCGAUCGCCGCGAACAACGUGACGCGUCGGCGCCUGCUCUGCACCAGCCGGCGGUAAGGGAUUAUUUCAACACAGCCUUUUACCUCGUCGGACCAGAAAGAACGAAAAAAACACAACAGCAGCAAAGCAGCAAAUUACAGGUCAGCUUUAUCCGAACCUGCGCCUGUCUGCUUCGGUUUGAUCUGGAUGGGAAACAACAAUGCGCCAGAUGGAAAGUGUGACAAAUAAUAAGAAGCGAGCUGCAGGUUGACAGGUGAACUGAACAGCAAGCACUUUCUGAAGUGUUCCGCUGCUAACGUCGUUUUUUGCAGCUUAUUAUUAGGUAAAUGGCACAAAGACGCAAGUGGAAGAACAGUCAGCUUGAACGGGGUGAAGGCACUGCGGCUUUAAGUCCACAGCUACUGAGCAUCGCAACUCAUUUCGCCCUCUCCAAUAACAGAUCUAUGGGGCUCUCUUAAGGAAAGCGGAGAAGGCAGCACAUGAAACACACACAUGCACAGCCUGCUCCCUCGUUGCUCACCUGUCAGUCCGAGCUGGCACUUUUUUUUUUUUUUUUUUUGCUCAGGGUUCGUGCCGUCCUUUGUUUCCAGCCAGAACAACUCUCUGCCUGUGAGCUUCCCGGAGGACGGCGGGGAGGAGGGAGCGCAUGAAGCCCACUCACAUCCAUUUCCCGUCUCCGUCUCUCGCCUCCAGUCCGGCGGAGCUGCAGCCGAGGCGCUGAGGAUUUGACUGGCACCCGGGAGCGGGUCGGGCGCCGGGUGAAUGCUGCCGAGCGGGGACGGGGGCUGAGCGGCACCGACCCGGAAAAAAAAAAAAAUAAUAAUAAUAAGGAGCAUGGCAUCCACCGGGAUGCAGAUAUUUGGAUUUGUGCUGGCGCUGCUGGGCAUCAUGGGCGCCACGGUGGCCACGCUGCUGCCCAACUGGAAGGUCAGCGCCGACGUGGGCUCCAACAUCAUCACGGCGAUCUCGCAGAUGCAGGGCCUGUGGAUGGACUGCACCUGGUACAGCACCGGCAUGUUCAGCUGCACGCUCAAGUACUCGGUGCUGUCGCUGCCCGCGUACCUCCAGACCGCCCGCACCACCAUGGUGCUGUGCUGCGUGCUGGCCGCCAUGGGGCUCUGCCUGGCGUCGCUGGGCCUCAAGUGCACGCGCUGGGGCGGCGGCCGGCGCUCCAAGCGGCACGCCGCCAUCGCCAGCGGCGGCUGCUUCGUGGCCGCGGGCUUCCUGUGCCUGGUGCCGGCCUCCUGGUUCACCAACGAGGUCAUCACCAGCUUCCUGGACGCCAGCGUGCCCGAGAGCAACAAGUUCGAGCCGGGCGGCGCCGUGUACGUGGCCUUCGUCUCGGCGGGCUUCCUCUUCGUCGGGGGCUCCAUCUUCUGCAUGUCCUGCUCGGGGAAGCGGCACGGCCCGCGCGACCUGGUGCUGCUGCCGCCGCCGGACAAGCUGCUCCUGCAGCAGCAGCAGCAGCAGCUGCUGCAGCAGCAGCAGGAGCUCCAGCACCAGUACUGCUCUCUGUCCCCGCUGGACAACAAGACCGGCUACAGCCUGCAGGACUAUGUGUGACGGAGGGAGAGUGUGGAACAGAACCGGGGAGGGCGACAACUUUGAACCCCCCCCCCCCACCCCACCCCUCUGCUGUGGCAAGCACAAGCGUGCGGAGGUGGUCCCCGGGCGGCGAGGGAGGAUGCGCGCGGAGCCGGGACGAGGCGUCCUUAAACCGGCGCAUCACGGGAGGAGUUCCCCGGGGGAAACGGACAUCGAGCAAAUAGGAACCGAGUCCGCGUAGAUUUUUUUUUAUUUCCUCGCCAAAGGUUUGAAGAGAAAGAAUAAGCAAUCAUUUAGCUGCUAUUUACAAUCGUCUGCUAGACUCCCAUUGGACAAUUUAGGCAAUAUAACGCCCGAGCGCAGUAGGUGGAAGCCCUUUUAUAGCAAGCCAUUGUAGUUUUUCCUAUGCUUAGCCACUAGAAUGCUACGUGGAACUGACUCAACUAAAUGGUCAUAUUUUUGUUAGCUACUAGAAUGACGUUGAUAUUUCGCCUGUAGAGCAUGCUGCGUUGAGCCUGUCUGUGUGUUAAUACGGAAUGCCUGGUAGAGGAGUGAGACAUAGCCACACAAUGCCUGUGCCUGAAAAGCUGUAGAAACAUUGCCCUGCUGUAACUGUUCAGAGCAGGGUAUUUGGGGGGGGGGCUGCUGAGCUGGAUUUGAGACGGGGGAGAAAAAAAAUGCAGUUUUUGGCUCCAGAAGCUUUAUCCAGAGCCCUCCGCUCGCACCGCAUUCCCCAAUUCCCUCUUAUUAGCCGGUGGCACGAGGCGGCAUCCCUCUCCAUAGCCACAGCAUCCAUAGCAUUCAAGGAGCCUCGCAAGGAUGAAUAGAUGCUUAAUGGUGCAUUAGGGAGGGGGGGGGGGGGGCGCUUCUUGAGUCACGGUCGACCAAGUAGCUAAAAAAGGCUUGAGUCAUUCUCCAUAUGUGACUUGUUUUCCAAGUCUGCUGCCAGCCCGCACCUGCAGCAGGUCCCCGCUCAACCUGCAGCCGCCUGACUGUGCCACCAUCCGUUCCCUUCCUGCUCGUCAGUAUGGUCUUUUUUUACCCCCCACCCCCCCUCGUCCUGCUUGUGUCACACAUCACAUGGAUGUGAUCUCUGACAAGAGAAUGCUGAUGCAUGUUGAAAGCAUGGCUGUCUCUCUCAGCGCACACACACACACACACACACACACACACACACACACACACACACACACACACACACACACACACACACACACACACACACACACACACACACACACACACACACACACACACACACACACACACACACACACACACACACACACACACCUCAUCUGUCAUUUGCACUGCUACGCUUUCAUUCGUCUGCUCUUUCCCGCCGUGCUCGAGACGGGCCUUGGCACGUAUGGAAGCACACGUUCCCUCCUCCUCCCUCGUAAACGUGCAGCUUCCUGGGGGAGAGCAGAUGGCUGGGCCCAGCUCGCCCCCUGCAGGCCGCUGCGGGCGCUGCUGCGGGCGCUGCUGCGGGCGCCUCCGCGGGCGCCUCCGCCGGUCCUGGCAGCGCUGCGCCGCCGGGCUCCCGCCCCCGACUUGGCCGCGUCGCCCGGCCUCCUGACAACAACGCACUGCCCAGGCACCAUGAGCAAUGCAAUAAACAAAGUAAAGAAUGUGCCACGUCGUCGACCAAUACCAACACGCUACGUGUUUCCAGAAUGUGCCAAAUUGUCUCACGAUGACACGUUAGAACAGCGUCGGGUUAUUUUUUUAUUGUGUUGUUUCUACAUGAAUUAUCCAUUAGCAGAUGUUUUAUGGAUUUGUGAUUUGUUCUGCCAGACUAAGUCUCAACUCCGCUACAGUAGAUGCUUGUGUAGAGUCCAGUGCAGCUUUCGAGGGUUCUUUUAAAUCCUCUUUAUUCCUCAUUUCCCAAAGCACAGAAGGACUGCACUGGGCUCGAGCGUGUCACUGCGGAGACGCGUGCUGCGUUUUCUGGAAGAACAAACAUAUGGUUUCACUGCAGGUCUGUGACCAGAGUACAAACAGGUUUCCGGGCUUUUAUGUUGUUUCUUUCUACUGAGGGAGGAGACUUGUUUCGAACUAAGACACAAUAUCAUGUCCACAUCAUAUCUUCUUUAUAAGAAGACGACUGUCUGUACUUUAAUUACUGCCGUUUGUUUAAGUAACGGAGCAUCCCAGGCUCUUUGGACCAGUACAAACAACACCAACCACAGCAGAUGCUCCAGAACAAACGUAACAAUUUCCAUUAGAGAUGAUUCAGCAGGGAAAGAGAAGCUAAAUAGAUUUCUUUUACUGUGGCCGCGCAGCUUGAUCAGAUAGAGCUCUUCUGCUUCUAUGCCGUACCAAGACACCGAUGUAUCAUUUUGAUAACUGCAGCUUAUUUUUGUGGAUGCUUUAGCACUCCUUAUUUUGCUAGAGCAUAUUUGUGAUGAUGAACAGUUCACAAGUUCUGAUACAGUUGUCUCAAUGUGCUUGUGCGAGUAGUUCUAUUUUUUACCAAUAAACCUAUUUUGUGAAAGCAA